GUAGGCCGAAAAAAGUUCUGUUCUUCUGUCAAUCAGAAAAAAAUUGCGAAACAGUUAGUUAGUUGAUAUAUUCCCAUUAUUGAACCCAUUAUUAAUAGUUUUCAGAAAUGGCUGGAAUUAUUUUGAGACGAACGCUGCUGCUAAAUCGAAACUAUGCCGCACCACUAUACGCUGUACGAUUCGUGACCAUGAAACCCGUGAAGUCUGGUGAUAUUCCCGGAGAAUCCCACGAUGACCGAAAUGCUCGUCUGAAGCGUCCACAGUCGCCCCAUUUGACAAUCUACGCUCCCCAACUGACGAGUAUGCUCUCGAUCACACAUCGUGGCACUGGUUUCGCUCUUGCCGCUUACGCAACACUGCUGGCAUUCGCACCUCUAGUGCUACCCUAUGACGCAACCCAUUACCUGACCAUGCUGGACCAUCUCAACCUACCGAUGCUGUUGGCACUAAAAUUCACUCUGGCCUAUCCGUUCUCGUUUCACACAGCCAACGGAGUGCGUCAUCUGUUCUGGGACCUGGGAAUGUUCCUGAGCGAUAGGGAUGUCACUGUCACUGGUUACGUGAUGCUGGUAGCGUCCGGUGUUAUGGCCGUUGUGCUCACCGUUAUCUAGGAUAUCAUAUUAGUCAGCGAAAAAAAUAAACAUGUA
Molecule: messenger RNA, 647 nt
Organism: Toxorhynchites rutilus septentrionalis
Lineage: Eukaryota; Metazoa; Arthropoda; Insecta; Diptera; Culicidae
Product: succinate dehydrogenase cytochrome b556 subunit-like
Exons: 2
Coding region: 108-611 (167 amino acids)
Biological process (GO): mitochondrial electron transport, succinate to ubiquinone; tricarboxylic acid cycle
Cellular component (GO): membrane
Molecular function (GO): electron transfer activity; succinate dehydrogenase activity
Source: RefSeq, a predicted model, not a curated record